GACAUCAGGACAAGUAGGAGCAGGGGAGCAGCUGCGAUGGCUUCAGGAAUCCUGGCGAACAUGAAGGAGGAAGUGACCUGCCCCAUCUGCCUGGAGCUCUUGACAGAACCCCUGAGCCUGGACUGUGGGCACAGCUUUUGCCAAGCCUGCAUCACUGCAAACAACAAGGAGUCCAUGAUCAGCCAAGGAGGAGAGAGCAGCUGCCCUGUGUGCCGAAUCAGUUACCAGCCUGGGAAUCUGCAGCCUAAUCGGCAUGUGAGCAACAUAAUAGAGAUGAUUAGGAAGGUCAUUUUUAGCCCAGAGGUGGAGCAAAAGGAGACUCUCUGUGCGUGCCAUGGAGAGGAACUCCUGCUCUUCCGCAAGGAGGAUGGGAAGUUCAUUUGCUGGCUUUGUGAGAGGUCUCAGGAGUACCGAGGUCACGACACGUUCCUCAUGGAGGAGGUUGCCCAGGAGUACCAGAAACUCCAGGCAGCUCUGGACAGGCUGAGGGCUAAAUAGCAGAAAGCUGAAAAGUUGGAAGCUGACAUCAGGGAAGAGCGAACUUCCUGGGAGCCUGAAUAAUGCAGACUUGAGGAUUAUUUUAAACAACUGAGAGGCUUCCUGGACCCUGAGGAGCAGGAGCUACAAAAGCUGAAGAAGGAGGUGACAGUUAUUCUCUGUGUCCUGGAACAGUCUGAGAGUGAGCAGGUCCAGCAGAGUCAGUUGUUGAGAGAUCUCAUCUCAGAUCUGGAGCAUUGGUUGCAGGGGUCAACAGUAGAGACGCUGCAGGUAAGACUUGGGAAGAAGUCCCAAGAAAUUUUGGACAUCAGAACAAAUAGGAACAGGGGAGCAGCUGCUAUGGCUUCAGAAGUCCUGGCGAACAUGAAGGAGGAGGUGACCUGCCCCCUCUGCCUGGAGCUCCUGAAAGAACCCCUGAGCUUGGACUGUGGGCACAGCUUCUGCAAAGCCUGUAUCACUAAAAACAAUAAGGAGUCCUUGAUCAGCCAAGGAGAAGAGAGCAGCUGCCCUGUGUGCCGAAUCAGUUAUCAGCCUGGGAACCUGCGGCCUAAUCGGCAUUUGUCCAACAUAGUGGAGAUGCUUCAAAAUGUCAAGUUGAACCCAGAGGAGGAGGAAAAGACAGAUCUGUGUGUGCACCAUGGAGAGAAGCUCCUGCUCUUCUGUAAGGAGGAUGGGAAGUUCAUUUGCUGGCUUUGCGAGCGGUCUCAGAAGCAUCGUGGUCACCACACGUUCCUCAUGGAGGAGGUUGCCCAGGAGUACCAGGAGAAACUCCAGGCAGCUCUGAAAAGGCUGAAGGCUGAAGAGCGGAAAGCUGAGAAAUUGAAAGCUGACAUCAGAGAGGAGAGAACUUCCUGGGAGAAUCAAAUAAAAAAUGAGACCCAAAGUAUCCAGGAUUGUUUUCAACAACUGAGAGCCAUCCUGUACAAUAAGGAGCAAAAAGAACUGCAAAAGUUGGAGAAGGAAAAGAGAGAGAUUCUCCAUGUCCUGGAACAGUCUGAGAAUGAGCAGGUGCAGCAGAGCCAGUUGUUGAGAGAUCUCAUCUCAGAUCUGGAGCAUCGGUUGCAGGGGUCAACAAGGGAGAUGCUGCAGGAUGUGAAUGGCGUCAUGAAAAGUAGUCAGACCUUCACUCUGAAGGAGCCAAAAACUAUCUCCAAAGAACAAAGGAGAGUAUUCCGAGUUCCUGAUCUGAAUGGGAUGCUGCAAAUAUUUGAUGAGCUGACAGAAGUGCGCCGCUAUUGGGCUCACAUUACCCUGGACCCUCCCAAGGACAGACGAAAUAGAAAUGUUGCCAUUUCUGCAGAUCGUAGACAAGUGAAAUAUGAAUACCAUUGCAACUCAAAAAUGAGACAAGAAUACUCUAACAGAUGCCAAGAGAAUGAUUAUGGUGUGCUCGGUGUACCAGCUAUCACAUCAGGGAAACAUUACUGGGAGGUAGAUGUCUCAGAGAAAUAUGCCUGGAUCUUGGGGGUGUGUUGUCAAAAAUACCCUAACCUCAGUCUGUUCCAAGAUCUCAAUAAUGUGCAUGUUGUUAGAAAAGCUGACUCGUGUCCAGGUUUUGAAUAUUAUGACCAACGUAAAACUGGCUAUUGGGUUAUAGGAUUAGUAAAUAAAUUUAAAUACAAUGUUCUUUCAGAAUCUCCCCCCUCUAGUCCCUUGCAAUUAACCCUCUGCCUGACUGUUCCUCCCCAUCGUGUUGGGGUUUUCAUAGACUGCACUGCUUGUACUGUUUCAUUUUAUAACAUCACGAACCAUGGGUUUCUCAUCUAUAAAUUCUCUCAAUGUUCCUUUUCUCAGAAAAUUGAACCAUAUUUCAAUCCUAUGACAUCCUCUGCCCCCUUGACACUGUGUUCUCCAAGCUCUUAAAUCUCUUACACCCUCACCCACUUCUUCGUCAUGCCUCUGGCCUUGGGUGCACCUAACACCCUGAGCUUGUCUGCACCAUUCUCACCAACUUUUUAUUGCUGUCUCCCCAGUUUUUUUCAUGUCAACAUCCUUCAUUUAACAAAAGUACAAAAUUUGCCUUGUGUCAAGCAUAUAUUUCCCAAUGUCUUGUUUGCACUAGUAAUGAAUCUUAAAUCACUAUUUUCUAUCAUCUUACAUAAAAUGACUAAUGCCUCAAAAAAAAGACCCGCAUAGUCCUGAUGUAAUUUUGUGAGAAUUAAACAACAAAUGUUUUCCGUAGCUUCUGUCAUUAAGCACAUAAGCAGUAAUCAAGUAUGCUGUCUCUUCAUUUUUUGUUUGCCUCUCACUGUGACUGAAAUAAAUGAUUUUAAGAAUACAUGUUAGUUUACUUUCAACCUUAUUACCCUUACUUUGUUUUAAGAAAUAAAAUAAUUUGACGAGAGAACUACAGUUUUUAAAAAAAAAUUUGGGUAAUUGUAAAAUAAAUGUUUCCACUGUUUUUAGCUACCUAGUCUCCCCCCACCCUCAUGU
Pteronotus mesoamericanus is the source of this 2931-nucleotide messenger RNA. Its product is annotated as tripartite motif-containing protein 5-like. Gene Ontology annotation, cellular component: cytosol; nucleoplasm; cytoplasm. Gene Ontology annotation, biological process: positive regulation of canonical NF-kappaB signal transduction; protein polyubiquitination; regulation of viral entry into host cell. Lineage: Eukaryota; Metazoa; Chordata; Mammalia; Chiroptera; Mormoopidae. Gene Ontology annotation, molecular function: protein homodimerization activity; protein kinase binding; ubiquitin protein ligase activity. The record is from RefSeq and is a predicted model, not a curated record.